This is a messenger RNA of Nerophis lumbriciformis (worm pipefish), 657 nucleotides long. Lineage: Eukaryota; Metazoa; Chordata; Actinopteri; Syngnathiformes; Syngnathidae. The record is from RefSeq and is a predicted model, not a curated record.
AUGAGUGCUGUUGUGCCCAACCACCGAAGAACCAAGCCUGGAGGCAUAAAGCCAGGCGCAGCAGCCAGUGGUGUGGCAGGCCCAACAUCUCAAAUUCCUGGCCUGUCCCAAAUUGCUGGCGAAAGCACACCAGUAGAGAGGAUCAGUGGACGGAGGGUCGGCAUCUUCGAGUCUGACUCUGAUUACGUCAAGCUUGCGAAGCAAGGGGGGCAUAAAGGGCUGUUGAGCCAUGAAGAUGACGUGGACGAUAAUCGCAAGAUUGACUACAGCCCGAAUAACUGGUUUGGAGGUGACGAAUCAAAUAGCAGCAGCAAAGCAACAUCUCCCAACAGCCAGGCGAAGGGCGGCAGGCAACCUUUGCUUGCACCGUUUGGCACUGAUAACAGUACCUCCUGGGAAAGAGAGACUGAUAGAUAUACUCAUGAUAACGAUAAGAUGUCUCCCGAUGGUGCCGCCGCUCAGUUGGAGGGGCUUUCUGUGAGCAAGUACAAGAGAACGUCUCACGCUAAGAAAGCACCUCCUGUCAGCAUGUCCAAGCUGCUGAGUCAUGGCUACGUGGAAGACAAAAAGAAGUCUCCCAAUGAUGACGACGCCUCAAGUGUGACUUCAGAGCAAACCAGCACCAUCGCAACUGAGGAUGUGGACGAUCUGGAGUAG